Molecule: messenger RNA, 2363 nt
Organism: Scylla paramamosain (green mud crab)
Lineage: Eukaryota; Metazoa; Arthropoda; Malacostraca; Decapoda; Portunidae
Gene: CSN3
Product: COP9 signalosome complex subunit 3-like
Biological process (GO): ubiquitin-dependent protein catabolic process
Cellular component (GO): COP9 signalosome
Source: RefSeq, a predicted model, not a curated record
UGUAACCACGGCUACACAUUGGCUGCCAAGGCUUACCCAUGAGUUAAACCUUCUUUAGUUGGUAAUGAGGAAGGCGUGGGCUCUAGCAGUGGACACCCGAAGGCAGCAGUGGGUGAAAACAAGCAAAAUAAAGAAAAGUUUGGCUGCGAGAAGGUGCUAGACAGCCAGCCAUAGUGACAAGGAGGCAGGAAGAUAGAUCACCACCACAGGAAAGCGGCGGCGGCGGCGGUGGCAGUGAUAGCGGCGCCUCGGACAUUGAGCGAGCCGAGGGAACCAAAACAAACAUGGCAUCGGCGCUGGAGCAUUUUGUGAAUAAUGUUACGUCGCUGUCUUCACAAGGCAACUAUGUAGAGGUGGUGAAGUACGUCAGCAAGAGCACAGAGGUCCUUGCAAAGAAUGUGGCGCACCUUGACACAGUUCUGGCCACACUGCAGCCACAGAGUCACUCCCUGGGCGCUGUGGCUGUGCUCUGUGUACGCCUCCAGAACACUCUGCACACUGACGCCAACAUUGACACCCUGCACGCUACUGUGGCGGAGUUUAUCAGUGUCUGUAGUGACGAGCAGAUUAAAUAUGCGCCUGAUAUGAUGGCCGACAUGUGUGGCAGCUACGCGGACCUGCUCGUGGCCGGGAACUGUGCCAUGAGGGGUAUAGAGGUGUUGAGCACGGCCAUACACAAAACACAGGAGACGCCGUUGCAUCUUACGUCCAUUCAUGCACACCUCCUCCACCUCUGUCUGGAGUCUAAGUGUUUCAAACCGGCCCUUAAGUUUAUGGAUGUUGACAUAAUGGAUAUUAGCAAAGAGAGAGGUAACUACGACGUAAAGCACUUUUUGCUCUACUACUAUUACGGCGGGAUGAUCUACACAGCCAUCAAGAACUACGAGAGGGCCCAGUACUUCUUCCGAGUCUGCAUCACCACCCCUGCCCUUGCUGUCUCCCACAUCAUGCUGGAGGCCUUCAAAAAAUAUAUCCUGGUUUCACUUAUUCUAGAGGGAAAGAUCGGCAAGAUACCGAAGUAUGCAUCGCUGGUGGUGACGCGGUUUAUUAAGCCCCUCAGCCAGGCAUACUGGGAUCUGGGCACUGCAUUCACCACAAAUUGCCCUGAUAAAGUGUGCUCUCUUAUCAGCAAGAACCAGGAGACCUUUACUGGGGAUCAAAAUAUGGGCCUGGUCAAACAAUGUCUUAGCGCUCUGUACAAGAAGAACAUUCAGCGCCUCACCCGUACCUUCCUCACCCUGUCACUGGCGGAUGUGGCAAACAGGGUGCAGCUCUCCACACCCCAGGAGGCUCAGAAGUACAUCUUGCACAUGAUAGAGGACGGAGAGAUCCACGCCAGCAUCAACCAGAGGGACGGCAUGGUGGUGUUUCUGGACAACCCUGAGAAGUACAAUUCGCCUACCAUGAUGGCUCAGCUGGACAAGGAGAUGCAGCUGUGUAUGGAGGUGGAGCGGAGACUGCAGGCGAUGGAGGAGGAGAUAGUGGUGAACCCGCAGUAUGUACAGAAGGUGGUUGGGCCGCAGGAUGACGAGGGCCCUUCACAGUCCUCCGCGCAGGCUGGGUCAUUCUCUAAUAUGUCCUCUAUGUGAUGUCCUGCAGGUCUUUAGAAACAUUGGUCUCUCUCUCUCUCUCUCUCUCUCUCUCUCUCUCUCUCUCUCUCUCUCUCUCUCUCUCUCUCUCUCUCUCUCUCUCUCUCUCUCUCUCUCUCUCUCUCUCUCUCUCUCUCUCUCUCGAUUUUGAUGUUUUGUUUUGUUUAUUUGUUUAUUUUGUUUUUUUUUUGUGGUUUAGAUUUUGUGUUCUUGUAAUCCUUAUUUUUUUUUUUUUUAUUUAUUUAUUUUAUUUAUUUUUUAUUAUUAUUUGUCUAUAUGUGUGUGUGUGUGUCUUAUUUUUUGUUAUUUCUCUUCUUCUUCUUCUUCUUCUUCUUCUUGUGUUCAUUUUUUUCUUUUUUUCUUUAUAUUUUCAAUAAUUUUUGGUUAUUUUUGCCGUAUUUAUUUAUUUAUUUUUCAUUUUAUUGCAUUUUUUUCAUAUAUUUGUAUUUAUUCCUUCCUUCCUUCCUUUAUUUAUUGACUCUCCUUCUCCACUUAAUUCUGAUGGUAUAUGUGUGUAUGUAUGAUGCUGAUAUAUACAUACAUACAGACAGACAUUUAUACAUACAUCACCACCACCACCAUCACCACCACCAGAUGUAGUUAACCACCUCCUCCUCUUCCUCCUCUUCCUUCUCCUCCUCCUCCUCCUUCUGAUAGAACAAGAAUUACUACUACUACUGCUAUUAUUAUUAUUAUUAUUAUUACUAUUAUUAUUAUUAUUAUUAUUAUUAUUAUUAUUACCACGAGUGUUAUUAAAAAUUAUGAAGCUAUGGA